AUGGCCGUCGAGCUGGAGGCGUGCGUUUGACGGAUCGUGUCAGAAAAACGGUCGGCUCCCAUUUUGGCGUCGUUUCCGGCAUAUUUCUGUUUUUCCUCUUUUGGAAGGCGUUUUUGGAACGGACAAAACAUCUUCAAAUGAAAAAAGCUGACUUUAAACCGAAAAUUCUACCCACUAACGACCCUUUUCAUCAUGACGCAAACCAAACUUCGUUUUGGAGUACGAAAAUAUUUUUUGCACUCUUUUUAUUAAAAUCAACGAUUUCAAAUUUCAGGUUCUUGGAGAAUUCGUAAAUGGUAUGGCGAGAUUAAUUCAAAUUUGGGAAUCGAAAUAGCCUAAAACCUGCUUCUCACAUCCAUUAUUUCGAAUUUUUUGUUGCUUUUUCCUCCAUCUCAUUUCCUUUUAACAAGGCUAACGAAACCUAUUUCAAUGCUUUUGGUGGCAAUGACGUUUUAUUAACCUUUGAGAUAUUCCUUGCUACGCCUACACUUUUCUAAAAUUUUUUGUUUUAAAAGAUUGCAAAGUUGAAAAUAUCUGAAAAACUUCAUAUUUUCGCUUGUCAGCUUACGUGCGUGACAGCGAAAAAUCUAAUAGGUACUUUUCAAGGGUUUAAUUAGAUGCUAUAAAGUGACUGAACAUUCGUUCACAGGCAAUUUUCCACUUUUUAGCAGAGCUAAGAACUUUUAGACUUCCUGGAAUUCCGAAAUCGAACACCGUAUUAAUGAUGAAGUUAUUCACGCUUUGUAGUUCUUCACACAGCAGCCAUUGUGCUGUUUCUCCCAUUGUUUGAAACCUUUUUUGGUCGGCACGUGCCGGAAUCAAACUUGCGGGAGGCGGAAAGACGAACUCCGUCGAACCAUUUGAGGCCCGCUUCGAGGUCUGCUUGCAAGUCUCCCCAUCAUUCCCUUUUUGAGCGCUUCUGUAGCCCAUAAUAAAGUUUUAUUUAAACCCUCAAAGAAUUUUGUAGAAAAAAGAAGCAAGUUCUUCUGGCAUGCUCGACCGCCUCUAUCGGUGCACUUGAAAGGGGUCCUCCGAUGUCAAGGGCUCUUCUUCUUUAUUUGAUCAUGUCCGCAUGUUUUCAGAAAUGUUUAAACUGAGAAAAAAAGAAAUUUAUUUUAACGAAUUAAUCAUUUGAACUGAGAUUUACACAGAACUCCGAAAAAUAGUGCUCGAACGCUUGGUCGACUUGUUUUUGUAGCUCGAGGGUACAAUUCUCUCCUUCGAAGUCUCUUUUUUUUCCUUCUUGACCUCAGAAAGUACUCUCCAGACGUUUAUCGUAUUGCUUUCGUUUUCUUCGUUUAGUUAUUAUUGGAGUCUUUCAGAGAUGAAGGCGAUGGACUGCAACGACACGGAGCUUUCGACAUAAACAACAAUCGGACGAUUUGGGCGCUAGAGAAACUUUUCUCCUUCCAGAUGUAGGCUCGAAAUUUCGCGGGGAAAGAAAGGGAAAAAGGGGACUUGAAGGUGGUACACGGACGUGCAUCGAUACGUGGCGCUGACGCUGUGCGUAGUGGGUCUGAUGGCGAAUGUGGUGCACGUUUUGGUGUUGACGAGGCCGCGGAUGCGACAGUCCUCCGUCCACACCGUCCUCAUCUUCAUCUCUCUUUCCGACAUGGGCACUAUGACCUCCUACUCGGUCAGCUUGAUACUUCUGCUUACGAAUCUAUUUUGGUUUUCUUGGCUAAUUCAAGUCAAAGGGCAAAGGUUAAUAAUUUUCAAAACCCGUUAUCUCAGAUGAAAAAGGUUCCCAUCUCACAAAGCCUUCCUUUUACCUGCCUAUUCCAGAUCUACUUACUACGCUUCGAGUUUUUCAAAGCCCUCAACGGCUAUUCCUACUACUGGAUUGUAUUUUUAAAGGUCCGUUCUUUUUCUCCUGUUGAAUUCUCUCUUUUGAUCGGAAAUCUUCAGUUCCACGCCGCUCUGACGAUAUAUUUCCACGCGACCACGUUGUACCUCGUCGUCUUGAUGGCCGUCAUCCGCUACACGGCCCUCAACGUUUCUUCCGCUCAGCUUUUCAAUAAUCGACGGACUUAGUGAGAUUUCUAAAUUCUAAACUAAAUUCUAUAAAAUCAUUCAUUUUACUGAAACAACCGAAAGAUGGAUAAGAUACCAGAGGUGGAGGAUUGGGAAGGCAGCCCUUGGCUUGGCGGCCAAGGGCAGCCAUUGGGCCAAGCGAUAGAAAUGAUUCAUUGACUUACUAAUGAAAAAGUCAUUUUUGCUUUUGGGCGCUUAUGGCUUGGCAGGCAGGGCGGCCAGUGGGCAGCCACCUUCCACCUCUGUAAGAUACGAUAAAAUGGCAUACGUCGGUUUUGAAAUGUAAACGUUUAAAAACGCUUAGGGGCGCCAUUUCUCCACCUCUCCGAUAAUUAUUGAAUAAGAAGUUAAUUUGAGCGUUGCUGCCGGUGUGAUCGCCACAUUUGUGCUGCUGAUGUGUCUUCCGACUUUUUUGGCUCAUGGAAUUUCCCCAAUCAGCUCAGAGUUCAACAGCUACUGGAACAAGUAAGAUUGUAUGUCUAACUAAAGUUGAGUCACAAUAAUGUAAACAUAAUGACAUUUUUUGAAAUGUCAAAAAUUUUUCAAUUUUUCUCUAUAAUUACUUCAAAGUUGCGAUUUUACUUAAGCCAGAGUUGAGAUUAAUUUUUGAAAUCAAAAACAUACGGUCAAUCUGAUCAAUUUUCCUUUCAAGAACUUUCUGAGUGAUGUCGUGUCUUCAAAUAUUCAAGAAAUGAAAAGGAAAUGUUUUUUUAAUACCUGGUCAAAUGCUCAAAAAAGGGUUUCCCGAGUUUUACGAUUUUUGGCUACUCUGAAGACCCAAAAUAGUUUCUGAGUGAUUUAUAAAAAGCCAAAUGUCGAAAAUUAAUUCGGAAAAUUAUGGGUGACCUACCACAUCUGGAAAAUGGACUCAUUUGCACAUGCUUCCUCCCAGUUCUAUCUGACUCUUUUUCAGUGGCGUGACAGUCUACAUCCUUGAGUUUUCCGACAUGAUGAUGACGAACAAUUGCAAGUUGAUGAAGGGAAACCUUUGGCUCACUGGCGUUUUUCUCAAGGCAAGACGCUCUCUGAUAUUCUUUCUCAGUCAUUCUUUGCAGGCGGUACCCGGAUUCCUUCUUCUCGUUUUCACGAUGGCACUCAUCCACAGACUGAACGAGAACAAGGAGAAGCGGAAGGCGUUGAUCAAAGAAGAACGUCGAAAGCGUCGAGGCGACUUCACGAACAUGAUGUCAGUCUUUUUGUUUUUUUCCGAUUGAAGUUUCAUCUGGGAACUUUAGGCUGCUGCUCAUGGUGAGCAUCUUCCUGGUCACUGAGCUGCCGCAGGGCGUCAUGGCCAUUUUGAACGGUGAGUUUUUGUUCGUUUUGGGGUGAAGAUGAGAUGGCUAGUAUCACGUUACAUCAUAAAGGGGUUUUAAGCUCAAUGUUUUUAGAAAAGUUUGAACUCCAGUUCAUUAUGAGAGAGCUUAUUCAACUUCGUAAACUGUAUAAUGAUUUCAGAAUCUCUCAAAAAUUAAAGUUUUUACAAGUAUCGACUAUGAUAGCCGGACCUUCAAAACAGAGUUGAAAAUUUCCCAGAAAAUUCCAAAAUUCAGUGUUUUUUUUCGAAAGUUUGAAACUUCUAAAGGACGGUCACACAGCCACAGUACCUGUAACUCAACAAAUCUCCAAAAAAGAAGAUGAUUUGGCAGCCAUGUUCACGACGCAGUUCCACCGAAUGGUCUACCUGCCGCUGGCCGACAUCCUCGACCUGUUGUCAGUCAUCAACUGCUACGUCGCCUUCGUAGUCUACUGCAUCACGUCUUCACGUUACCGACAGACCUUGUUAUCUCUGAUGUCUUUUUCGAGGUACCUAGGCCUAGUUGGUGAAAACAGCUCGUGUUCAGCCGUCCGCCUUUCUCGGGUCUGUCGACACGACAAGGCACAAUCCGGCAGAGUCCAGCCUACGACUCUAUGAAGCCUUCCGCGGUCCAGAUGAUGGCCGUGCCCAAGGAGCACGUCGCCGAGCAGCGCAAGAACGGCUCCAACUCGCCCGUCGUCACUAGCAGAGUGGGAUCGCCUCACAACUUGCUAUAG
Caenorhabditis auriculariae is the source of this 4065-nucleotide messenger RNA. The record is from the annotation of a GenBank genome assembly. NCBI's taxonomy places the organism in Eukaryota, Metazoa, Nematoda, Chromadorea, Rhabditida, Rhabditidae.